Molecule: messenger RNA, 4875 nt
Organism: Sorex araneus (European shrew)
Lineage: Eukaryota; Metazoa; Chordata; Mammalia; Eulipotyphla; Soricidae
Gene: MON1B
Product: MON1 homolog B, secretory trafficking associated
Exons: 6
Coding region: 187-1821 (544 amino acids)
Biological process (GO): vesicle-mediated transport; protein targeting to vacuole
Source: RefSeq, a predicted model, not a curated record
GCCCGUGGGCGGCGGGAGAGAGGGGUCGGGCCCCUCGGGGAGAGGAGCGAGGCGGCUCCCCCGGCGGAAGUGUCCUCUGCGCGGCGUCGCACCCGGAAGUGUCAUGCUGCCCGGCGCGGGGCGGUGCUGCGAGCCGGUCCUGCGGACCGGGCAGUGGCGACGCGGCGUGCCAACAGGGAUGUGCAGAUGGAGGCGGGAGGAGGCGCCGCUGCCCCGGUGCCCGGGGACGCGGAGGACGUGGAGGACGCGCGGUGCCCCGACCCGGACGACCCGCCGGAUCCGGGAGACGGGGGCCUGGAGCAGACAGCAUCUGAGACCGAGGACCAGCCAGCCCACCCGUCACCAUCGGAGUCCGAGGCUCCUCCUCACCCCUGUGACCUCUGGGACCCCGCGGCCCCCGAGACCAGCACCCUGGAUGGCUCGGACAGUGGCUCGGGCAGUCGGGACGAGGACUUCAGUGGCGGCGACCCCAGUGACGAGGCCUGGCGCAACAAGCGGAAGCACGUGUUCGUGCUGAGCGAGGCCGGCAAGCCCAUCUACUCCAGGUACGGGAGCGUGGAGGCGCUGUCGACCACCAUGGGCGUGAUGACGGCGCUGGUGUCCUUCGUGCAGAGCGCAGGAGACGCCAUCCGGGCCAUCUAUGCCGAGGACCACAAGCUGGUGUUCCUGCAGCAGGGCCCCCUGCUGCUGGUGGCCGUGUCCAGGACGCCGCAGUCAGCGGCCCAGCUGCGGGGGGAGCUGCUGGCCGUGCACGCGCAGAUCGUGAGCACGCUCACCCGCGCCAGCGUGGCCCGCAUUUUCGCGCACAAGCAGAACUACGACCUCCGGCGCCUGCUGACCGGCUCGGAGCGCACGCUGGACCGGCUUCUGGACAGCGUGGAGCACGACCCCGGGGCCCUGCUGCUGGGCGCCGUGCGCUGCGUGCCCCUGGCCCGCACCGUGCGCGACGCGCUGGGCACCCUGCUCCGGCGGUGCACGGCCCCGGGGCUGGCCCUGUCGCUGCUGGCGGUGGGCGGCCGCCUGGUGACCGCAGCCCAGGAGCGGAACGUGCUGGCCGAGUGCCGGCUGGACCCCGCCGACCUGCAGCUGCUGCUGGACUGGGUGGGCGCGCCGGCCUUCGCGGCGGGUGAGGCCUGGGCGCCCGUGUGCCUGCCCCGCUUCAACCCCGACGGCUUCUUCUAUGCCUACGUGGCCCGCCUGGACGCCAUGCCCGUCUGCCUGCUGCUACUGGGCACGGACCCCGAGGCCUUCCACGAGAUGGCCACCUGCCGGCGCCUGGUGGAGGACGGCAUGCACGCCCUCGGGGCCAUGCGCGCCCUCGCUGAGGCGGCCAGCGCCAACGCCCCCGCAGCCCACGUCCCCGCCUACAGCGUGCAGGCGGUGGGGGCUCCCGGCCUCCGGCACUUCCUCUACAAACCACUGGACAUCCCAGACCACCACCGCCAGCUGCCCCAGUUCACCAGCCCCGAGCUCGAGGCCCCGUACAGCGGCGAGGAGGAGAGGCAGCGGCUGUCCGACCUGUACCACCGCCUGCACGCCCGCCUCCACAGCACCUCCCGGCCCCUGCGCCUCAUUUACCACGUGGCCGAGAAGGAGACGCUGCUGGCCUGGGUGACCUCCAAGUUUGAGCUGUAUACCUGCCUCAGCCCACUGGUGACCAAGGCAGGGGCCAUUUUAGUAGUGACCAAACUUCUGCGCUGGGUGAAGAAAGAGGAGGACCGGCUCUUCAUUCGUUACCCACCCAAGUACUCCACACCCCCGGCCGCCCCAGCUGCCCCCGCGGACCAGGCUGCCCACAAUGGCUUAUUCACGGGACUCUAAGAGGUGCAGCUCCUGGACGGGGCAGAGCUGGGAGCCUCCCGUUUGGGCUGUUACCUUCGGGCCCCGCCUGGGGAGUGUCGCUGGGAGGGGUGCUGGUGGUUCUCAGGCUGGAGGGAGAGCUGAGGUGGUGACAGCCAAGUCUGCGCAGAUGAACAGGCCUCCCCGGGCCUCCCAAAGACCUCAGCCUCUGGGGAGAGCCUGGGCCAGGCCUCCUGCCUCAGCUGCAUUCGGAUGAUGUCCCAGCCUCCUCCAACAGGGUUUGCCUCUCCAGUCCCGCGCACCUCAGCACUUUGUCCUGCGUCAGGAGUCGGCCCCCUCGACCUUGAUGGAAUCUCGGCACGAAGUGUUCAGGGCAGGCCGAGGUGGCACUGUAUGACCCACUGGGAUUCUGGAUGUGAAGGUGCAGGAAUAACCUGUGCCCAGAACCAACUAAGGAUAUAGUGUAACCAAGAGGCCGAGAGCCAGAUCUCAAGGACACUUCCUGUACCACUCAUGUCCUCGACCCAGUCAGGGAUGACGGCCAUCCAGUGUCGGUUGCUGCUAAUGUCAGGGCAGAGGUGGCCCCCAGCAAUGCACCUGGCUUCCCCGUGGCCCAGAUGCCACGUUUUGGACGUCGUAGAGCGCACACCACGUUUUGAACGUCGUAGAGCGCACGCUUAGCUUCUCAAGCUCUACUCCUCCACAUGGCGCUACUCAACCUCACCUUAGCUGUUACAGAGGACGCGGGGCAGCUGGGGGCCACACCCGGAGAUGCUCAGGGUUACUCCUGUCUGUGCUCAGGGGACCAUCUAGGGUGUUGGGGCUCGAACCCGAGUGGGCCUUGUGCAAGGCAAGCCCCCUACCCGCUGUCCAAGCCCCCUGCCCCUGUUCCAGAGCGUUUGUGUGCUGAAUAGGGCCGGAACUCCGGGCCACCACUGCACAGCCCAUCUGUCCCGAAAGCUGCAGAGUCUGCACAAGACGAGCAACCCGGAGAGGAAGGGCCCACCUCAGGGGUGUGUGUGUGCACACGUGAGCACACACACAAAAUACUUGCUGCCCCUCCCCCCCACCCCCAACUGACCAAGACCCUAAAUUGUGUCCUUGUUUUUUCAAAGCUGCAGUUACAGGUCUUGUGGCAGCCCCAUGAGCACUAAUUGUCCCCCAGGGGCAGGGAAGCUGUGCCCGUGCCCAGAACUGAGACCUCACCCCUUCUCCCCCCCACCCCCACAACACGGCUGUGGACUGUUACGCCCAGCACCCCGCACGCAUGCGCACUGCCGAGGGUUCGGGUCGCGUCCCCGCCGGCCCGUGCCCACGGCGCAUGUGCGGACGCCCUGCACUGCACACAGCCCGGAAGAUGGAGCCUGUGGGAGUGGAGCCCCCGGAAGUGGUGCAGGAGGCUGAAGGUAGUGAAGCUGCGGUAAUGAAAUCACUUUAAAACCACUUUUAAAAAAAAAUCCAAUUGGAAGCCUCCCCAAAAAAUAUACUGCUGGACCGAGUGGAGCUAGCGUGUAUUCUUCUGGGUUAACGUUUGUGGGUCAACUCCGGUCUGUUGCUAGGUCCUUCGGGCAAACUCAGACCAGGUACUUGAGCAUGCCUUCCUCCAAAUGUUAAAGGGGGGCGGGGGGUGGCUGUGCCCAGAGAAAUCUGCAGCCACUCUGGAGCAGACUCACCCCACUUGUUCAGUUUCCCCGAUUCACGCCCACCCACACCACCCUGCGUGGACUCCGAGCUCCCUGGAGACUGGCCACGUCGCAGACAGCGGCUUUUCUCCAGGGAGUGACGUUGAUAAGAUACCCCAAACCUCAGUGGGAGGGGUCGACUUGCUCUGGGAACAACUGGAAAGUGCAGUCUCCCCAAAAAUGAAAAUCUGCCAAGCCAGUGAUCUCCCAUGCCACUGGCUUUCUUGCUUUCUUGGGUUUUUUUUUUUUUGGUUUUUUUUUCUUUAUUUUCAGUAACUAUAGGAGUUCUCCUAAUGUAACCAAAGUAUACAAAUUAGCUUGAAAAAGACCCAUCUAGCUCUUGGUUCAUUUAGUUACCAGCUUUGCCGUUUCAUUUAUUUCUAACCUUUCCUGUACAUUCUUGAAGCCCCUAAGUCAAUAAAGUAUAUUGAUUACGUCUUUCAGGAUCUAGCUAUGCAGACAUGAGCAAUUUUUCUUAUAUGUUCGUUGGCCGUGAUAGGAAGAAAAUUCCAUGAGGUUCCCCAGCACCUAAAAACGGUGCCAGCUGUGCAUAUAGCAUAUAUGCCGGGCUUAUAAAUUUUUUUGUUAGUGAAUAAUGAAAUAACUCAGAGCAGAGCCACAUGUUAAGUGCCAACUUUUAACCAAGCACAGACAGAUGCAAAUAGAUCUCAUUUGUUACACAUUAUUUUUAUAACUUCCACUGCUUUAAGGAAAAAAAAAAAUAAAACACUUUCAGAUCCCCCAAACUGAAUGGAGAAUUCGGUUUGCAAUGGAGAAAAAGAAAAAAAUUAUAACAAUUUCUAACCCAAUAAAAUUGGCUUUAUAGAAGAAAGAAUGAUACCUAGUAUUGAUCACUGCAGAGGAAAAUUACUAGAGGUGGUUUGCAGGAUAUUUUUAAGAUACAUGUUCUUUUGCAUCUUCUAUCAACAUGCCAGGUAACUGUAGAAUACACGGGCAUGUAGACCAAAAAGAUCAGCUGUAGUAAGUGGGUAUUGGAGGCAAAACCCAAGACAUAAGAAAAUAACUGUAUUAAGGUAUAUCCAGAUAUCAUGUGGAAUGCCAGAAUGUGGUAGUCUUAUUUUUUAAAGGGCAAAAAAAUAAAAGUAAAAGAUACUAUAAACUUGUAAGCCAGAGGAAAUUUUGAAUAAUAUAUGAACAUUGGGUCAAUAUUAACCUCCCAGUUUGGGGCUAAACUGUGAUCUGUUAGUGUUCCCUGGAAUAUAGGGAAUAAGAACUGGAAUAGUAAGGAUGAUGAACCAGGAUGCCUGCAGUUACUGGGCAGAAAUGCUCACAAAUGGGAAGUCUGAUAACAGGGCAAAUAGCACGGUGGUUUAUGUCUACAGCUUUUAUGUAUAUCUGAUGUUAUUUCCCAAUAAAAUAAUUUUUAAAGGCA